Messenger RNA from Carassius carassius (crucian carp), 1048 nucleotides. It is a transcript of the gene fam151b, whose product is annotated as family with sequence similarity 151 member B. The coding region runs from base 72 to 968 and encodes 298 amino acids. The transcript is spliced from 6 exons. NCBI's taxonomy places the organism in Eukaryota, Metazoa, Chordata, Actinopteri, Cypriniformes, Cyprinidae. The record is from RefSeq and is a predicted model, not a curated record.
GCUACCGGUUUAGGAAAUUAGAAGGCGUAAUGUAGAUGUUAUGUUCGAAAAAGUAUAUUACUUAACAAUAUAUGGGGUUAAUUAAACAUAAAUGGUAUCGUUUUAUCUUAUAUACAACAGUUAUCGCACCUUUUGUCGUUUGCUACCUCAAACUACACUCGCUGUCAAAUUCCAAAGGACCAAUGAGAGAACAUACACUGGAAUAUUUCCUCAACAAGGGGACGAUACAAAGAAAAGAUGCUGCUGAUAUCGAGUGGUAUCAUGCAGCAAACAGUAAGAGCAAACUCACAGAGGCUCUACGAGGUUAUGCACAGAUGAUCGAAGCAGAUGUACUUCUCAGGGCUCAAGAUCCAAAAGUGCCUAUUAUGGCUCACCCACCUGAUAAUGACAGUGAUAUAACUCUGCAGGACUGGCUUAAAGAAGUUGUGAGAUCAGACAAGGGAAUAAAAUUGGAUUUCAAAAGUCUCGCAGCUGUAUCCCCAUCCAUGACUCUACUGGAAGAGGUCCGAGAUCAGCUGCAGGGACCCGUGUGGAUCAAUGCUGAUAUUCUCCCUGGCCCUAGAGGCACAGCCACCCCUCUGGACCCCCAUGUGUUUUUACAGGAAGUAGCACAAAAAUCAGAAAAUGAUGUUCUCUCUUUAGGUUGGACCACUGGAUGGGACGUAGAUGGAGACAAUCCCGGUUAUAGCUGGGAGAUGAUUCAUCAGAUGGAAGAAUUAUGCAGAUCCCUAAAGCAACCAGUCACUUUUCCAAUCCGAGCAGCUCUCCUUCCCAUGUCCUUCCCACAGUUCCAGUGGCUCUUGAAGCAGUCAGACCGAUACAGCCUGACUGUAUGGACAGGUAAACAUGAUGUUCUUACAGUGGAGGAUCUGUUACUCUACAGACAAAACAUCAGCAAAACCAGGAUUUACUAUGAUCUGUUAGAAUCUCAGAUCAAACAGUUUAAAGGACUACCUGGCUACACCUGAAAAGCAAAUAUUCACUUACUGAUGUUGUCUUUAAGAUGUAAAACAGCAAUAAAACACAAUCUAUAAGUAAUUUAACAAAA